Vombatus ursinus (common wombat) is the source of this 2918-nucleotide messenger RNA. RefSeq names its product PDZ domain containing 7 (gene PDZD7). The record is from RefSeq and is a predicted model, not a curated record. The transcript is spliced from 14 exons. Lineage: Eukaryota; Metazoa; Chordata; Mammalia; Diprotodontia; Vombatidae. The coding region runs from base 1 to 2820 and encodes 939 amino acids. Gene Ontology annotation, molecular function: protein binding. Gene Ontology annotation, cellular component: plasma membrane; stereocilium tip; cilium. Gene Ontology annotation, biological process: auditory receptor cell stereocilium organization; sensory perception of sound.
AUGCCUGUUUCGGGGUGGGAUGUGGGGAAGGUGACUGUUAAGGGGGCGUCUGCCUUGACACUGCUCCCUCUUGGCCCUAAGAUUCCACCUGUGUCGCCAGGCCUAGAAUGUCAUCGAUGUGCAGAUACAGACUAUGUCCUGUCCUGGCCCGAGCGGCCCGCUGCCUCCAGGGCGAGGGUAGCAGUGAAACACAGCCGGUCCAGGGUUGAGGCUCGAGUGGAUCGUGAGACCAUAGAGCGACCCGCUGCCAUGGACCCUCUGGGCCUGGAGGACCUGUCUUCGGGCUCAUUGAGCUCUCUCUCCUCCCGCGGCCACCUGGGCAGCGACACUGGCUCCGCAACGCGAUACCUGAUGAGGAGGCAACAGCGGCUGUUGGACAGGCCCCCCCGUGGAAUUCGAGCCUCCUCACCCAUGGGCAGAGUCAUCCUCAUCAAUUCCCCCAUAGAAGCCAACAGUGAUGAGAGUGACAUCAUCAAUGCAGUCACUGUGGAAAAGAGCCCAGCAGGAAAGUUGGGCUUCAGUGUUCGUGGGGGCUCGGAGCAUGGCCUGGGCAUCUUUGUCAGCAAAGUGGAGGAAGGGAGCAGUGCAGAGAGAGCUGGGCUCCGAGUGGGAGACAAAAUCACAGAGGUGAAUGGACUUAGCCUGGAGAGUACCACUAUGAGCAGCGCUGUGAAGGUGCUGACGGGGAGCAGCCGUUUGAGCAUGAUGGUGAGGCGAAUGGGCCGUGUGCCUGGGAUCAAGUUCUCUAAGGAGAAGACCACGUGGGUGGAUGUGGUCAAUCGAAGGCUAGUGGUGGAGAAAUGCAGCUCAACACCCUCAGACUGCAGCUCAGAUGAUGGAGUUAGGCGCAUCGUGCACCUGUAUACGACCUCUGAUGACUUCUGCCUCGGUUUCAACAUCCGAGGGGGCAGAGAGUUUGGUCUGGGAAUCUAUGUCUCCAAAGUGGACCAUGGUGGACUGGCUGAAGAGAAUGGCAUCAAAGUGGGAGACCAGGUCCUAGCAGCCAACGGAGUGAAGUUUGACCACAUCAGUCACAGCCAGGCUGUGGAGGUGCUGAAGGGCCAGACACACAUCAUGCUGACCAUAAAGGAGACAGGAAGGUAUCCAGCCUACAAGGAGAUGGUAUCUGAGUAUUGCUGGCUGGACCAAUUGAACAAUGGGCCCCUGCAGCAGCUGUCACAGACAUCGGAGAGUAGUUCAACUGUGUCCUCCUACUCCUCCAGCAUCCCCUACAGUUCUGGCUCUGGCUCCAGCUGCCUCCCCUUGGACAUGGUGGAUGUUGGCCUAUCCACAGAGGAGCUAGUUGGGCCAGGGUCCAGGGGCUGGGGACGGGCAGACACAGCCAUACAGACUGAGCCAGAGGUCAGCGGGGUAGUGGAGACAUGGUGCAGUGUCCGGCCUACGGUUAUCCUCAGAGACACAGCCAUCCGAUCAGACGGGCCCCUCCUUGCUCGAAGAUCCGGCUCUCGCCUUGGCACCACACUGUCUGAGUCCCCCAAAACAGCCCUACUCUUGGCUCUCAGCAGGCCUCGGCCCCCCAUCACUCGCUCUCAGAGCUACCUGACUUUAUGGGAGGAGAAAAAACAGCGACGGAAGGAGAAGUCGGGGUCACCCCCAGAGAAGGGUGCCCUGCAGCGCUCCAAGACACUGGUGAACCUCUUCUUCAAGGGGGGGAAGAGUGGGCGACCAGCAGAAGAUGGCAAGAAUGAGGCCUCAGGGCUAGAGAAUGAGAGUGCUUGCAGGUUCCAGUCCCAUCUGGAAGGAGAGAAAGCUCAGCUCUCUUCCUUAGGGAGAUCAGGACCUGUGCAGAAGUUUGUUACCUGGAAACUGAGAAGGGACAGAGAGAAAGCCCAGACCAUGCUCUUCCCUGGAUCAGAGGGACACUCCAGCCAACUGUCCAAUGGAGAGGACCAGAUCCAGGCAUGGGAGAGCCGUCUCCCCCUCAUACAGGACCUGGCCCGGCGCCUUCUGACCGAUGAUGAGGUCCUGGCUGUCACUCGUCACUGCACCCGGGAAGUUGAAGACGAGGCGGCGGCUGGUGCGCUGGGCGAGCGGUUGGCAGGGCUGCAGGUCUCGCCGCCGGCUGACACCCAGAGUCCUCCGGCUCCGGCUGCGGCCCCUCGCCGCUCGAACAAGCCCUUCCCUCCGUUGCGGGACGUUCCCGUGGAUGCCUUCUCUUGCCCCGGCCGCCGCAGCGCGUCUCCCCCGCCGCCGCCGCCCCGGCCGCCCCCGGUAGCCCCCCGACCCCCGCGGCCCAACUGGCUGCUAAGCGAGCCCCCUGGUCGAGCGCGCGAGGAUGCCCGACGCAGCCGGAGUCGGGGUCGCAGCCGCAGCCGCAGCCGCUGCAAGUCCCCAGGCAGCAUGCGCUCCCCGUCCCCGGCUCCCGGGAACGGACGCUACACCAAGUCCCGCCGCUCCCGGCUUCCCCUCCCCACACCCCAACCCGGACCUAGCGCGCAGGUGGGCACCCAGGAGCGAGAGGCGCCUCCAGACCGCGAUGGAGAAGGGGAGCUCAGGACCAUCACUGUCUCCAAGCUCAGACAAUCCCUGGGAAUCAGCAUUUCUGGGGGGAUCGAGUCCAAGGUGCAGCCCAUGGUGAAGAUUGAGAAGAUCUUUCCUGGAGGGGCAGCCUUCCUCAGUGGGGCUCUGCAGGCUGGCUUUGAGCUUGUGUCUGUGGAUGGGGAGAGCCUCCAACAGGUGACUCACCAGCGAGCCGUGGACACCAUCCGCAGGGCCUAUCGAAACAAGGCUCGAGAGCCCAUGGAGAUAGUGGUCAGGAUUCCUCACCCUUGUCCUUCGGCACCUUCCACAAUCUCUUAGCCCCAGGUCACACUCCUUCAAUGACCUUCUGGUUCAGAUUCCCUGAUCCUUUCCCCAAGUAAGUUAACAAAAAGGUCAGGGUUGUUCCCCAGCAUUAC